AUGGCGAUAAUUGAACUACAUCCCAAAUUCUUCUUCUCUCAAAUCCCAAACCCCAAACCCCUCACAAACCCUAAUUUCAAUCCCAAAAUCACCUUAUCCCAUCGAAUCCUCAAACCAAUCGCUCAAUUUUCCCACCAACCAAUAACCACCACUCCAAACCGCGGCUUAAUUUUCCGGGAAAAGGUUCUAUACCUCGAGAAACUCAAAGUAAACCCAAAAAAAGCCUUCAAACUAAACCCUACACUCCGAACCUGUCCUCUACAAACCCUAAAAUCGGUUGAACAAUGCCUUUCAUCAAUCGGCAUACACAGAAGCCAAAUGGGUCGAAUCCUCGACAUGCUUCCUGCACUUCUCACGUGCGAACCAUACAAUGACAUUUACCCCCUUCUCGAUUUUCUCCUCAACGAGGUUAAAAUUCCUUACCACGAUGUUCAAAAAUCAAUCUUGCGGUGUCCUAGGUUGUUGGUGAGUAGCGUAGAGAAUCAAUUAAGACCUGCGCUUUGUUUUUUGAGGGAAUUAGGGUUUGAUGGGCCGCAUUCUCUCACGUGCCAAACUACUUUGCUUUUGGUUUCGAGUGUUGAGGGCACCCUUUUGCCUAAAGUUGAGUUUUUGAUGGGUUUGGGGUUCACACGUGUGGAGGUUUCGAAUAUGAUUGUUAGGUCCCCUGGGUUGUUGACUCAUAGUGUGAAUAAUAAUUUGGUUCCGAAAGUUGAGUUUUUCUUGAAUGAGAUGAAUGGUGAUGUUGCUGACCUGAAGAGGUUUCCUCAGUAUUUCAGUUUUAGCUUGGAAAAGAGGAUUAUGCCGCGGCACGCUAAGUUAGUUCGGCUUGGAUUGUCGCUUCCUCUGUAUGAGAUGUUGCGGUGUAGUGAUGGCGCGUUUGAUUCUAGGUUGUUUGAAUUGCGGUUAAGUAAACUCGAGAGAAGAUUAGAGUAA
Lathyrus sativus (Indian pea) is the source of this 933-nucleotide messenger RNA. Lineage: Eukaryota; Viridiplantae; Streptophyta; Magnoliopsida; Fabales; Fabaceae. The record is from the annotation of a GenBank genome assembly.